UACUGAUAGUGAUAACAAAACAAGACUCAUUUACCGACAUUGUGAGUGCAGUUAUUUUUUCCAAAAAGUGUCCAUUCUCCUCGAUUUCAUAAUGCAGGUCCGACUUCCCUUUGCGCUGCUUCUGUGUUUCAUUGUCCCGUCCUUUCAACGAUGCACUUCGACCAUUGCGACAACUCAGUGCGAUUCUGCAUCGUUUUCACGUGGACAUCCGGUGUCUUUGGGGUCCUACAAAAACCUCUUACAAUUCAAGGGAACCAACAUCGAAGAAAUACCUGCAGGAACGUUCCGUCUGUUGCCAGAAGUCACCACACUUUAUCUUAGUUUUAACGCAAUUAAAAAGUUAGAGCCGGGCUCCUUCGAGGGCUUAAGAAAACUAAAUCAACUGAUCCUAAAUCACAACAGUUUAGAAAGCAUCAGUAACGGAGUGUUUCGAGGCUGCGACAACCUGAAGGUGCUUGAUUUAGGAGCGAAUAAAAUUAAGGUUAUUGAGAGAAAUGCUUUUACCGAACUCAUAAAUUUAGAAGAAAUCGUUCUGUCGUUCAAUCAGUUGGAAAGUGUUCCUGGAAGCCUGGGCGCUUUAGUCGCAGUGAAAAAAAUAGAUUUGUCUAAUAAUAAAAUCAAGUUCGUAGCAUCGAACGCUUUCGCUAAGUUGAAUUCUUUGGAAGUUUUAACUUUGGAAAGCAAUAAAAUUCGGUACGUUCAAGACGAUGCCUUCAAGGGUUUGAACAAAGUGGAGGAGAUUAAUCUAAAGGACAACUAUUUGUCGAAUUUAAAUGCUGCCAAUCUUAUAAAUAACUUGAAGUCGCUGAAAACAAUAAAACUUAGUGUAAAUGAUUUCGUCUGUAAGACACUAACGGCCAUUAUUGAAGAAUUCGAAGCGAGGAAUAUCAAAGUGACGCAUGGAGUCUCCAGAUCGAAUGUUACUGUAAAUGGAAUCGCUUGUAAAUUGUAAUAAAUUUUUACUCUCGUGA
Molecule: messenger RNA, 971 nt
Organism: Zophobas morio
Lineage: Eukaryota; Metazoa; Arthropoda; Insecta; Coleoptera; Tenebrionidae
Product: leucine-rich repeat transmembrane neuronal protein 1-like
Exons: 2
Coding region: 92-952 (286 amino acids)
Molecular function (GO): protein binding
Source: RefSeq, a predicted model, not a curated record